CCCAAAUAUUAUUGAAAUCGAGGCGGUUAAAAAAGAAUGAAUACAAUCAACGAAAGUGUGAAAGACUGGGCAAAUAAAACGUAAAAUAGAAGUAAUAUGUUACUUCAAGAACCCGUACAGGCAGCAAUAUGGGAUUCCUUGAACCAUUAUGCCUAUACAGAUGCCACCUUCCUGGCAGAAAGAUUAUAUGCAGAAGUCUCAAAUGACGAUGCCCUACACUUAGUUGCAACAUGUUACUACAGAUCAGGCAAACCAAUCAAAGCCUAUAUGACGUUACAGAAACAUGGUUGUCCUACACCACAGUGUAAAUAUCUCCUGGCUAAAUGCUGCAUGGAUAUGAAUAAGCUACCUGAAGCUGAAAGUGUCCUUGCAGGAAAUAUUGUAAAUGCUAAAUCUAAAACACAUGAAGAAAUCGAGACUGAAUUUGGUGGUCUUGCUUGUCAUGUCUUCUCAACUCUCGGUGCUAUGUAUAGUAAAACUGAAAGAAUAUCAAAAGCCAUAGAAUGUUAUCGCAGGAGUUUGUCGUUGAAUCCCUUAUUGUGGUCUUCAUUUGAGAGACUUUGUCAAUUAGGUGACAAGACAGACCCAGUACAAGUCUUUCAUUGUAUUUCUACACCUAUACCCACUCAAGUCCCUACCAUCAACAUUCAGGCCCCUUUACAGAACCUUAAUGAUGUUUUAACACCACAACCACUCAUUUCCACAGAUAAUCAGACACCACAACCUUUGAUACAGAAUAGUACCAUGUCACAUACACCAGAAAAUUUUCCUGAUGCUACACAAAUUAAUGAAAAGUGUCCGCGUGUUAGACGUGGAUCUCGCUUGAAAGAUAUUCCAGAACGAUCAGACAUUACCAAAAAUAUAAUCAAACCAUUGUUUCUUAGUCCUUUAACUCCAAGUUUUGGAUUUUUACCUCUGGACACACCCAGUCCGGCUGGUUCUGGGAACAUUCCAUAUGAUACACCAUCACCGAUGGCGGAGAACACACUCAGAGCUCCGGGAGCACCUAGACGAACUGUUUCAGUGAGAGGAUCCCAGAAUCACCCAGUACCUCCUCCGGUAUUAAAUUUUUCGGGAAAUAAUACAAAUACCAGAGAAAAUCAACCAGGCAUUCAGAACAACCCACCUCCAGUAAGGAGAAGUUCACGUCUGUUUGGUAGUAAUAAUUCAAGUUCUGUGAAGGAAAAUAACAAAAGUCAUGGAACCAAAACACGUCUACAGAGUCCAAAGGCUUUAGGCAGAAAGUCAAAAACCAGAAGCAGUAAAUCUCAACAAGAACUCAACAAAAUAAAUAAGUCAGAACCUACCCUAGAUUCUAAACCUGUUCCCCAGGUGCCAACUCAAACUCAGAUCUUACAAAUGCAACAACAGUCUCUCACUGGUAUUUUACAUCUUCUACAAUGUAUUGGUAAAGCUUACCAGGCCCUGUCACAGUACGAUUGUAAAAAGGCUAUAGAAAUGUAUCAAGAUCUUCCCAUACACCAGUAUAACACAGCAUAUGUCCUUUGUCAGCUAGGCAGGGCAUACUUUGAAUUAUCUGAAUAUCAAAAUGCUGAAAGAUUAUUUGGUGAAGCAAGAAGUUUAGAACCUUACCAUUUAGAAGGCAUGGAAAUAUUUAGUACAACUUUGUGGCAUUUACAACGGGAAGUAGAGUUAUCUGCUCUUGCUCAAGAAUUAACAGAUAUGGAAAAAAAUUCUCCUGAGGCAUGGUGUGCUACAGGGAAUUGUUUUAGUUUACAAAAAGAACAUGAUACUGCCAUUAAAUUCUUCCAAAGAGCUAUUCAGGUUGAUCCUAAUUUUGCAUAUGCUUUUACAUUACUUGGGCAUGAAUAUGUGUUCACUGAGGAAUUAGAUAAAGCUAUGUCAUGUUUUAGAAAUGCUAUACGGGUGGACCCACGUCAUUUUAAUGCCUGGUAUGGUGUUGGAAUGAUUUAUUACAAGCAGGAAAAGUUUGAUUUUGCUGAAGUACAUUUUAGAAAAGCUUUACAUAUAAAUCCUCACAGUGCAGCACUUCUUUGUCACAUAGGAGUGGUACAGCAUGCCCAGCAGAAGUCAGAGAGUGCUUUAUCAACCUUAAAUAAAGCCAUAGCAACAGAUCCUAGAAACCCACUAUGUAAAUUUCACAGGGCAUCUAUAUUGUUUGCUAGUGAUAAACAUAAUGAAGCUCUUAAAGAAUUGGAAGAAUUAAAACAAAUAGUUCCUAAAGAAUCUCUAGUCUACUUUUUAAUUGGAAAGGUGCAUAAAAAAUUGGGUAAUACACAUUUUGCUUUGAUGAAUUUCUCAUGGGCAAUGGACUUGGAUCCAAAAGGAAUUAACAACCAGAUUAAAGAAGCUAUUGAUAAACGUUAUGUUACCGAGGAUGAUGAAUCUUUAGCAAGGUUAAAUGACACAGGUCUGGAUGAUGACAUAGGACUGGAAGAUGUUGUAGAUGGGAAUGAAGACUUACAAUUACAGGCCAUUGAAAGUGAUGAAAGCUUGUGAUAAUAGUCAUGUGAUUUUAUAUUGUCUGAGUCAGAAAAACUCAUUAUUCUGUGUCAGAAAGAUGCUUUUAUGGAAUGAAACUGCAGAUGUGAUAAUGAACUUGUUAUUUUGAGAAAUUAUUAGUACAUAGAUAAAAAAUUAUGUAGAAGAAUUAUAUUUUAAAGCUCAAUGCAUUUUUAAUUCUAAAUUCAGGCAUUAUUCAAAAGUCAAAAUGAAAGGGAAAAAAAAUCUGCCCCAAUACACUUUACCUUCUUAUGAUUAUAUUGCUGUAUAUCUUUUUCUUAAGCUAUAAUUAUAUUGUCUAAUCGGAGAAAAAGCAUAAUUUAACAUUAAACACAUUAUGUCUUAGAUUUGUGGAAUCAGUGUUUUGCAUAUUUGGAGUUAUUUUUAAAAUUUCUGCAUGUAAGCACAGUUUUUGGAAAUAAUACUUUUUUUUCCCUUUAUUAAUUAAGAUUAAAAAAAUUCUGUAUUAAGUUCAGUUUGUUUCAGCAAUUCACCGUUUCAUAAUCUAAAGUACUAUGGGUAAUUUCAUUGUUCGUAUCCCAGAAUGAAAAUGACAUCUCGUAAUUUCUAACCAAUUUUGGUGUACACUUGAAAAUAUUACCCAGAAUGUGGGUAGAUACUAAAACGGUGAACGAUGACAAACAUAUAUUUAAGUGCUUUGAUAUAGAACUUAUUGGGUUGUCUCCCUUUACUAUGUGCAGGAUAACAGACAACAAUCGUCUGUUUGAUGUUAUCACAUUUUAUAUUUUAUUGCUUUUGUUUCAUAUAAAGUUAUUUAUUAUUUGUUGUGAUAUAGUAUGAGUGAGAAACAGACCAUUUUAAAUAAAUUCAUUGAUUUUGCAAGUGUGAGAGAAAUUCUGAUGGUUUUACACUUCAAGUCGAACAUGUGAGAGAAACAGUGUCGAAAUGUUGGUGGCGAGACAAAUCUUAGGUCUAUCCUUUUCCUGAUUCUUUAAAAUUCUGUAUCACUGCUUAUCUCUUCUGGUAUCUAUUUUUGGUUUUAGAUCUAGUAGUGAAGGUUUUUUAAGAUAUUAUAUGUAAAUAGUCCAAUUUGGGUUUUUUUCUCCUUUUUUGGCAAUUCACCAAAAGUUUUUAUACAAAUUGUGUGACAGUCAUUAUGGCUUUUUAAUAGGAUCACGUGGAAAUCAGACUAGGUCAAGGAAAUUUGCCGUAAUCAUAAUGAACCAAUGAAAUGUUUUGGAAUUUAGAGAAAAAGGAGAAAAAAAUGUAAAAAACAUUGAAAUGAAAAAAAAUCAGACUCUUAGAGACUCUUUGUUUUAUCUCACUCACAUUCUUCUUUUUCACUUGUAUUUCAGUAUCUUAUGAUAAAAUCUAUCUAUACUAACUGUUAUUCCACUAUAUUGGAAGUGGAAGGGUAGGAAGGGACAUCCCAAAUCCUCCCACUGCCAAUAAACUUUCUUUGUGUAAUUUUGCAUACAUCAAAUGGACAUACACCCAUAAAUGAUCCUCAACCCAUGUCCAAAAAUAAACCUGUCCUUCAUAUUGUCCGUACUUGACCAUUAAAUUUUAUAUUUGACUUGUUAUGCCGAGCAUGAAACGGACAUAUAAUGGUCCUACCCUCUGACAUUCAUUUUAAUGGAAUAGUUUUAAAUGUAUAUGUUUGAAUUGAUACCCCCCUCCCCCUUAAUAAACAUAGAGAUACACAAUACAAUUGACUUGUGUACUUUUUAAAUUUUAUUAUCUUGUCAAAUCAGAAGAGAUUGUGUGAUGUGAGUAUGUGAACCAAAAUGGAUUAUCAAAUGUUUUUGUUAUAAGACUAGCUAGGUAUGAUCAAAUUUCUACAAAAUAAAAGUGGAAAUUUUAA
Mytilus californianus (California mussel) is the source of this 4309-nucleotide messenger RNA. Its product is annotated as cell division cycle protein 27 homolog. NCBI's taxonomy places the organism in Eukaryota, Metazoa, Mollusca, Bivalvia, Mytilida, Mytilidae. The transcript has 20 exons. The record is from RefSeq and is a predicted model, not a curated record. The coding region runs from base 97 to 2481 and encodes 794 amino acids. Gene Ontology annotation, biological process: cell division. Gene Ontology annotation, molecular function: protein binding.